Molecule: messenger RNA, 666 nt
Organism: Rotaria socialis
Lineage: Eukaryota; Metazoa; Rotifera; Eurotatoria; Philodinida; Philodinidae
Source: the annotation of a GenBank genome assembly
AUGUCAUUUAAUUACACUACCGAUACUGAAUAUGACUUUCUAUUUAAAAUAUUAAUUAUUGGUGAUAGUGGUGUGGGAAAGACCACAAUUCUACAACGGUUUGCUCAAGAUUAUUAUUCAACAGAAUAUGUAGCAACGAUCGGUGUUGAUUUUCAAAUUCGCACAUUAGAAAUCGAUUCUAAACGUUCUAAAUUACAAAUAUGGGAUACAGCUGGUCAAGAUCGUUUUAAAUGCGUUGUAUCAUCGUUUUAUCGUAAUGCACAUGGUGUUAUCAUUUGCUUUGAUUUAACUGACUUAGAAAGUUUUCGUAAUGUGAAUAAUUGGCUAGAAGAAGUAAAACGAUAUUGUCCAGAGCAAACGCCAACGUUUCUUAUCGGUACCAAAUCUGAUUUAAGAAUACGACGUAUGGUAUCUUCUGAUAUGAUCAAAUCUUAUGCUGAAAAAAAUAAUUUAUCCUACCUUGAAACAAGUUCAAAAACAAAUGAAAACGUUGAAAAAUGUUUUGUCGACUUUACACGAAUUUUAGUUACUCAUACUAAUCAAAUAGAAAUGAUUCAGAAAAAGAAUCAUAUACAAAAUCCCAGAGUUGAUUUAAAUGCUAAACGAAAAUCAGUCAAAAUUGAAGAAAAUAGCGUAUGUUUCGGUGGAAAUAAAUGUAUAAUUUAA